Arachis ipaensis is the source of this 651-nucleotide messenger RNA. RefSeq names its product protein FAR1-RELATED SEQUENCE 5-like. Lineage: Eukaryota; Viridiplantae; Streptophyta; Magnoliopsida; Fabales; Fabaceae. The record is from RefSeq and is a predicted model, not a curated record.
AUGGGGUCAUGUAGCGGAACAGUGUCGGAAUUCGAGAUUGGAGGUGUUGAGCCAGUAGGUGGCCUUGGUGGAAGUGGUGAAUGGCUUUGCGACACAUUGGAAAGCUCGCUGGAUAUUGGAAUGGAAGCAGAAGAGAAGGAGGGAGAACCGCUGGAGGAUCGCGAUGAAGAAGAUAAUGGCAUCUCUGAACCAGUCAUGUACAGUGCCGCAGAGAUAUUGGAAAUGAAAUUCAACAACCCUGAUGAGGCAUCCCAUUUCUAUGAACAAUAUAGCCGGGCGAAGGGUUUUGCCAUGAGGCAGGGAAAGAAACUGAAAAAUAAGAAGGGGGAAAUAGUUCGGUACACGUAUUUAUGCAACAGAAAAGGUUUCAGAAACAAAAAAUGGCUAGAGAUGCAGGAUCGAAAGCGGGAGCACAAGGUUGUCACGCGAUGUGGGUGUUUGGCGGAGAUGAGGAUAAAGCCAAAAGGUGAUAGCGGGAUUUGGUAUGUUUCACGCUUUGUAGAUGAUCAUAACCACGAUCUUCUACCUGCAAAGUUUGUGCCGUACCUGCCUUCGUACUGGAAGAUUUCUGAUGUCGAUCUAGCCCAUAUGAACAGCUUGAGGCAAGUUGGGAUUUCUAUUCCAAAAAUAUAUGAGUCAAUUGCUGCGUAA